Molecule: messenger RNA, 1066 nt
Organism: Homalodisca vitripennis (glassy-winged sharpshooter)
Lineage: Eukaryota; Metazoa; Arthropoda; Insecta; Hemiptera; Cicadellidae
Gene: Pmm2
Product: phosphomannomutase
Exons: 4
Coding region: 1-714 (237 amino acids)
Biological process (GO): GDP-mannose biosynthetic process; mannose metabolic process; protein N-linked glycosylation
Cellular component (GO): cytosol
Molecular function (GO): phosphomannomutase activity
Source: RefSeq, a predicted model, not a curated record
AUGAUGCCCCCACCAACCGUAUUGGGUCCCAAUCCAAACGGUCAAGUCCACGCGGAAGCAAUGCUCUUAAUAAUAAGUAAAUACUUAAACUUUUAUGUAAUAUAUUAUUUUUAUGUAUGCGUGAGUUUUGCUGAACUUUAUGCUUUUGUUUUAGUCAUAGACAAGUUUGAUUAUGUCUUCUCUGAAAAUGGUCUGGUUGCAAAGACAAAAGGAAUGGAAAUUGAAAGAACUUCGAUUUUGAGCUACAUGGGUGAAGAAAAACUGCAAACUUUCAUCAAUUUCGCUUUAAAAUGUCUCUCAGAAUUAAGACUGCCUGCUAAGAGAGGAACAUUUAUUGAGUUCAGGACGGGGCUGAUAAAUGUGUGUCCUGUGGGUCGGUCUUGUAGCCAGCAGGAGCGAGAUGAGUUUGGGGAAUACGAUAAAGUUCAUAAGAUAAGAGAGAGUCUAGUCCAGAAAUUCAAAAACCAGUUUCCUGACUUUGGCCUGAACUAUGUCAUUGGAGGCCAGAUCAGUAUUGAUGUCUUUCCUCAAGGAUGGGACAAAACCUAUUGUCUGAAAUUCAUCAACGGGUUUGAUGAAAUUCACUUCUUUGGAGAUAAAACCCAACCGGGUGGUAAUGACUAUGAGCUUUUCAUCGACUCCAGGACCAAGGGAUAUACCGUUUCUGGACCAGAUGACACUAAGAGACAACUUGAAAAAUUGUUUGGAUUAUGAUGAUAGAAGCAAGAAUAUUAAUCCAAUCAAAAACGUAUUAAUUAUAACAUUUUGUUGAUGACAAUGUAAGUGAUAUCAGAGAGGUCAAUAAUAAAUUAUCUGAAGAUUGGUCUAUCUAAUUAAAAAUAUACUAUUUUGCAUGAGAUUGCAUUUGCAUCUUUGAACGUUAGACUUAAUUAAUUAUGAUUUAUUUCAGUAAAUGUUCAGUAGACCUUAUGAAUUCUAUAAAAUACAUUGUACAUGUCAAAUUGUAGGUAAUUGUUAAACAAGUCUGCAUUGUAUUAAAAUGUGAAAACAAAUGUAUGAAUGUAUAUAAUAAUAUAAUAAAGGGAAUUGUCUCUAUAUUAACAUA